GAAGUUCCAUGUGGCUACUGUGUUGUUGGCGUGGAUUUGACGUUGAUCUGCAGUGUUGUGGUUGCGUAUAUCCUUAGCAGAGCCAAAGUUUUGUAUAAUCCGCAUUAAGUAGUUGUUAUCAUAUAUUUGGAAUCAUGUAGGGAUCUUUAGUAAUAACAUACGUUUAGUAAAAACGCUUACAAGCAACGAUCUGUUGAAAAUGCUGUGGUACCCACGUUUGUUUUGAAAGAGGCGUGCGCGAGAAAUGUGUGCUGUGCAGCAGAAUGAGCAGUUCUCCGUGCUCUCCAGAUUGGACCGACGACUACACUAUUCAACAGGAAAAUGAACUAGAGGCCCUUGCAGCUAUCUUUGGAGACGACUUUGAGGACCUCCGAACGAAACAGCCAUGGAAGAUUAAAAGAUCACCAGAGGUAUACCUAUAUCUACGGCCGAAAGGUCUUGGCAAUGGGCAGGAAAGCUACGUGAGCGUGGAUUUGCAGGUCAAGUGCCCGCUUACGUAUCCCGAUGUGCCUCCAGAGCUUGAGCUGAAGAAUGCGAAAGGGCUGUCCAAUGACAAUCUCCAGAACCUCCAGACACAGCUCACCAAGCUGGCGUCCGAGAGAUGUGGUGAGGUGAUGAUCUACGAGCUGGCGGACUACGUGCAGGGAUUCUUGGUGGAGCUAAACGUGCCACCGUCGAGCUCCUUCCAUGAGGAGAUGCUGAAGAACCUGCGGCAACAGCAGGAGCUCCUGGCCCUGAAGGAGCAAGAGCGCAUGGACCUGCAGCGACGCCAGGAGGAACAGAUGCAAAAUGAAAUCCUCGCCGAAAUCCAAAGACGGGAUCAGGAGAAAAAAGAGGAGAAGAGGAAGAAGGAGCUAGCCAAACAGGAGCGCCUGGAGAGUGUGACCCAGCCACAGGGGGAUAUCUCUGUGGCAGCAGGUUCCAGUUCUCCUGCUCCCCCAGCAGAACCCGUAGAACAAAAGAAAAACCCUGGCAACCGCCGUCGUACCACCUCAAGCAGCCGCCACAGGAGAGACACAUGUGGUGAUGAGAGUCCACGUGCGGAGGUCCUGCACUUUUGCAACAGCACCAUUGGAGAAGUGGUGGUGCACAAAGGGAAAUGUAUAGGAGAGAGUGACCGGCUGGGCCGCAGUGUGUAUUAUGCCUUUGACAUCACCAAUGGAGACUUUGCAGUAGUGUAUGAGUGGACGCUUCACUGGAGCGAGAAGAUGGGGAAGUUCCUCACCAGCCAAGAGAGGGAGAAGAUAGAGAAGUGCAAAAAACAGAUGCACAGUGCGGAGAGCGAGCUGAACUCGCUACUAAAGCUGGAGCACCCCAACCUAGUUCAGUAUCGUGCCUUGAGCUGCAGCGAGCGUGAGGACUGCCUAGUGGUGGACCUGCUCAUGGAGCACAUCCCCGGUGCCACCACCCUGGCAUCGGGCCUGGCUGCGGGCACACCGGUACCCACCGACCGUCUCCGCCGGCACACCGCACAGCUGGUGUCGGCGCUGGACUUUCUGCACACCAACUCGGUGGUACACAAGCAGCUGGGGCCGGGCAGCGUGCUGCUGGACGCCCGCGGGGAUGUACGGCUGGCCGACUACAGCCUGUCCAAGCGGCUGGCGGACGUGUGCCGCGAGGACGUGUUCGAGCAGGCGCACGUGCGCUUCAGCGAAGACUCGGCGCUCCCUAGCAAGCCGGGAAAGAAGGGCGACGUAUGGAGUCUGGGCCUGAUGCUCCUGGCGCUGAAUCAGGGGAAGGAGGUCAAGGAGUACCCGCCGACUGUACCCAGUGGCCUGCCCACCGACUUCCAGGACUUCCUGUGCAAGUGCUUGUGUCUUAAUGAUGCUGAUCGCUGGACAGCUCAUCAGCUUCUUGAUCAUCCAUUCCUCCGAUGCCCAUCUCCCAAAAACACACCACAGUGUCAGGACACCAGCCCAGAGGACCUUGGUGAUGACUUUGCCUCCACGGUGGUCCCUCACAGCCACCUCCUCAGCGCCCUCUUCAAUCCGCAGGUGCAAAAGCAGUUCUCCCGCUACUACAACGAGUUUGAGGAGCUGCAGCUGCUGGGCAAAGGGGCCUUCGGUGCAGUCAUCAAGGUGCAGAACAAGCUGGACGGCUGCUACUACGCGGUCAAGCGCAUCCAGGUGAACCCGGCGAGCCGGCAGUUCCGCCGCAUCAAGGGCGAGGUGACGCUGCUGUCGCGCCUCAACCACGAGAACAUCGUGCGCUACUACAACGCCUGGAUCGAGCGCCACGAGAUCCCCGCCACCGGCGUCCUGAGCAGCUCGGACAGCUCAGCGGCCCCCCAGAGCACCCCUGAGAGAGGGCCCCCUUCCCCUUCCCCGUGCUGCCUGGGGCCCCCCAGCUCUCGGGUCUCCCCCAGGCUGAACGAGCUGGGCCUGCCGGAGGCGGACAUAGAGGACGCGGCGCCCCCGCCCGCGCUGGCCAGCUCUGUGGAGUGGAGCACGUCCAUCGAGAGGUCGUCCAGUGCCAAGUGCAGCGGACAGGAGUCCAGCAGCGGGGACGACGAGGAGGAGGAGGAGGCAGACGUGUUCGGGCCGUCCUUCCUAACAUCUGAUGGAGACUCAGAGAGUGACAUCAUCUUUGAGAAUGGGGGCGACAGCGGAAACAACUUUGCCCCUGAAGAGCCAAGCAACAGGAGAGGUGCUGUGGACACUACAGAGAGCUCAGACGCAGAGAAGCCCCUGCUUAUAGCCCACUUUCUCUACAUACAAAUGGAGUACUGUGAGAAGAGCACGUUGCGGGACACCAUUGACCAGGCUCUGCACCUGGACUGCAGCCGCUUGUGGAGGCUCUUCAGGGAGAUCCUGGACGGCCUGGCCUACAUUCACGAGCAGGGAAUGAUCCACCGUGACCUGAAACCAGUCAACAUCUUCCUGGACUCCCAGGACCACGUGAAAAUUGGGGACUUCGGCCUGGCUACUGACCAUCCAGCCAAUGUGGCAGCUGGCAAGCUGGAGGUGGAGGACGGCAGUUCGAGUCUGGUGCCGAAGUCAGACCCUACAGGGAACCUUACUGGAAUGGUUGGCACCGCCUUAUACGUCAGUCCAGAAGUGCAGGGCAACACCAGAGCUACAUACAACCAGAAAGUUGAUUUGUUCAGCCUGGGGAUUAUCCUGUUUGAGAUGUCCUACAGGCCCAUGACCACAGCCUCAGAGCGGAUCUCAGUCCUCAGCAAGCUGAGAAUGGAGCCUGUUGAGUUUCCUGAGGACUUUGUCGAGUAUGAAAGUGGAACUCAGGUGUUGGUGAUUAGCUGGCUGCUAAAGCACGACCCGGCGCUGCGUCCCACGGCGCAGGAGCUCCUGAAGAGCGACCUGCUGCCCCCUCCGCAGAUGGAGGAGUCGGAGCUGCACGAGGUGCUGCAGCACACCAUGGCCAACGUCAACGGCAAGGCCUACCGCACCAUGGUGAGCCAGCUCUUCUCCCAGCGCACCUCGCUCGUCAUGGACUACACAUACGACGUCGACAUCCUCAAGGGCAGUUUUCAUUUCAGCAGCGCCAAACUGCAACAGUAUGUGUACGAAACCAUCACCAGGGUCUUCAGAAAGCACGGUGCUGUGAGGCUCCAAACGCCACUGCUGUUGCCUAGGAACCGGACACUGUACGAGGGAUGUGAGCUCGCCUGCUUCAUGGACCAUAGCGGCAUGCUGGUCACACUGCCCUAUGACCUGCGGCUGGCUUUUGCAAGAUUCGUGGCUCGAAACAACAUUACCCAUCUGAAAAGGUACAGCAUUGAGCGAGUGUUCCGGCCCCGGAAGCUGGACCGCUCCCACCCCAAGGAGCUUAUGGAGUGUGCCUUUGACAUCGUAGCCCCUGUCACCAACAACCUCCUGCCUGACGCCGAGACCAUCUACACCAUCUCCGAGAUCAUCCACGAGUUCAGUGCCCUGCAGGAGAGGAACUACACAGUCUACCUGAACCAUACCAGCCUGCUGAGGGCCAUCCUGCUGCACAGCGGCGUCCCUGAAGACCGACUCAUGCAGGCUGCCAACAUCCUGUAUGAUAGUGAAAAACUCACAAAACCUGAGGUGGAGGCCAAGUUCUUCAACUUAUCCCUGUCCAACAACAGCUUGCAGACUCUGUACAAGUUCAUCGAGCAGAAGGGGGAGCUAAAAGACCUGGUUCCCCUCCUGGACUCCCUGACUAAGCAGAAGACGGCCGUCACCCAGCUGGCCAAGCAGGGCCUGAAGGAGCUGGAGGAGCUCACCAGCCUGCUAAGGAAGCUGGGCGUCAAGCUGCAGGUGAAGGUGAACCUGGGCCUGGUGUAUAAGAUCCAGCAUCACAGAGGGGUCAUCUUCCAGUUUGUGGCCUUCGUCAGGAAACGCAGACGCACCGUGCCUGAUGUCCUCGCCGCUGGCGGGCGCUACGACCACCUGAUCUCAGACUUCCGAGGCCCUGGGGGACCAGGCCCGGUGCCCUCUGCGGUGGGGGUGAGCGUGGCGCUGGAUAAGAUCUGUGCCGCCGUGGCCUCUAUGGAGGAGCCGCCUCUGGUAAGCUUCUGUGAUGUGUUGGUGGUUCCUGUGGGGCACACCUCGACCGAUCGGGCCAUCAUCGUCACCCAGAAGCUGUGGACGGCUGGGGUGUCUGCUGACGUGGUCUACGACAUCUCUCAGUCUCAGGAGGCCCUGUUAGAGCACUGCAGACAGGCUGGCAUGUCCUUCAUGGUGAUGGUGUCUGACAAAGAGGGAAACUACUGCAAGGUUAAGUCCUUUGAGAAGGACCGUCAGUCAGAGAAGAGGAUUCUUGAGUCCGAGCUGGUGGAUCAUAUCAUACAAAAAUGCAGGACCAAACUCUCAGAGGAGAGAAACAGAGAUGUGUCUGACAGUGUCUCUCUCCAGAACCCAAAGGGAUCACUACAGACUAGCUCAGGGUCGUCAGAACAACACGGAAGCAACUCCGGAGGAAACAUGAACGUGAACCUCGUCCCCCCGGAGAAACUGUCCGCCAGCACCAGGAGACGAUACGAGACCACGAUACAAACCAGAUUGCAGAAUCUUAGUAGCAGUUUGCAGAACAGGACCAAUGACAUUGAAGUCUUGGCGGUUGACCUGGCGAAGGAAACCCUCAUCAACUUCCUGUCUCUGGAGUUUGAUGGUGAGGAGCAGUUCAACAACAGCGUGAAGCACUUACUCUCAAGGCACCCGAAGCAGCGGUACCUGAAGACCAUCUGUGAGGACAUCCACCGCUUCAAAAUGGUGAAAAAAGUCACAGUUGUUGUCCUGUACAGCUACAGAGAAGACUACCACAAGGUCCUCCUCUGAGCCAGCUUCUCCAAGGAGUCAUUGCCCUGGACUGAGGUCUCAUUUUCACAACUUUCUUUUUUUCUUUACCUUUUAUUCCUCCUCUUUGUGGGGGUGUAUUUUUGGUAUAGUGACUGACUAGAAUCCAAUCGGUCUCCUACCAAGAGAUCUAAUGCCAAAGACAAAGGACGAGACGACGGUGUUGUUAUGAAGGUUUCAGUAAUGGAUAGAAUCGCACAGGCUUCUGUUAUUAACAACAACGCACUCAAUGGUACUGGUGGUGUUACAACAUUGCCGGGCUCUUGCCUUACGUACACGGGUCAGCCUUGAAUACUGGAGUGGUUAAUGUAUGUGGCUCUAUACUGUACUUGACAAUGUAUUAUAUACAGACAAAAGAUCAUUAUGAAGUGGUCAAAAAACUUUAUUAAAUGUCAUAUUUUCCCUUA
Messenger RNA from Clupea harengus (Atlantic herring), 5689 nucleotides. RefSeq names its product eukaryotic translation initiation factor 2 alpha kinase 4 (gene eif2ak4). The record is from RefSeq and is a predicted model, not a curated record. Gene Ontology annotation, cellular component: cytoplasm; nucleus. NCBI's taxonomy places the organism in Eukaryota, Metazoa, Chordata, Actinopteri, Clupeiformes, Clupeidae. Gene Ontology annotation, biological process: regulation of translational initiation by eIF2 alpha phosphorylation; DNA damage checkpoint signaling. Gene Ontology annotation, molecular function: eukaryotic translation initiation factor 2alpha kinase activity; ATP binding; protein binding.